AUGUCGAACAAAAGACAACGUAUCCUACAAUAUUUCAAUGUUAGUUGGUUAGAAGAAGCUGGAUUUAAGACUUGGCUGGCACGCAGUACUAAAGGUGACAACUUUGCUUAUUGCAAACUAUGUUCGACCGAUCUUUCGAUUGCUACAGGAGGUAAAAACGAUAUUUACAAACAUAGUAAAACGGCAAAACAUCAGAAUGCCACUCCUAGUACCUCACAACAAUCUAUGUCUUCUUUUGUGUAUAAAAAAGAAGACAUGGACCGUGUGAAAGAAGGCGAAAUACUGAUAUCAACUUUUGUGGCCGAGCAUAACAUAUCUAUGAACGCUAUGGAACACCUUCCGAAAUUAAUUAAAAGAAUAUGCUCUGAUUCGGAGACUGCAAAAAAAAUUAUGUGUGGAAGAACUAAAACUACUGCGAUAAUUAAAUUAGUCACAGGCGCAUACGCUAAAGACCAAAUUAUACAACAUUUAAGAUUAAAUACAUUUUCUCUGCUAUUGGACGAAAGUACAGAUAGGGGCUGUAUAAAACAUCUUUGCAUGAUAGCGAGAUUUUUUAAAGACGGUAAAUUUUUUGAUGCCUUCUUAGGCUUAAUCCCUCUCCACGAUGCCACUGCCCAAAAGCUCUAUGAGCAUACAAUAACUUUUUUUAAUGACAAUGCAAUUCCAUAUAAGGACAACAUGAUAGGAUAUGCUGCCGAUGGCGCUAACACAAUGAUGGGUAGUGUAAAUUCUCUCCUCACUAGAUUUAAAUCGGAUAUACCACACUUAUAUGUUGUUAAAUGUAUUUGUCAUUCCUUUCACCUGUGCGCAUCAUACGCCUGCCUAAAACUGCCCAGGGAACCGGAAGAUUUAAUGAGAGACGUUUACAACUAUAUUAGUAACAGUCCUAAAAGAAUAGCAACUUUAAAAGAAUUCCAAGAAUAUGUUGAUUUAAAACCCCAUAAGCUAUUACAUCAAAGCCAAACUAGGUGGCUCUCACUUCGUGCAGCUGUUUCACGUAUUUUGGAACAAUAUGAAGCCCUCAUAUUAUUCUUUACAGAAGCAGCCUUUUCUGAUAGACUGAAAUCAGCAGAAACAAUUUUGCAUAUGUUGAAAAACCCCUACAAUAAAUUGUAUUUAGAAUUUUUAGAGUUCUCUCUGGAAAUAUUUACCAAUAUUAAUAAAACUAUGCAGUCCGAACACCCACAAAUACACAAGUUACACGAGACCAUAUGCAGAACAUACCGUAACCUAUUAGAUUGUUAUAUGAAUGAUUCGUAUUUAUCAAGAACUGAACUUAAAAAUAUUAUUAACAACGAAAACCCCCGAAAUUUUAAAUCGAUCGAAAAUAUUUAUUUGGGAACUAAAGUAGCUGUUCAUUUAUCAGAUUUGAAUCUUAAUGACGACAACGUUAAAACGUUUAAACUGAAAUGUCUUGAUUUUUAUAUCGAAGCUGCAAGACAAAUGAAAAUGCGCUAUGAUUUUGGGAACGAGGUAGUUAAAAACCUGGAAUUUUUAAGCCCCGAAGUAGUGGCAUCACGCAGAAUAGAGUCAAUAGUACAGAUGGCGCUUCACUUUCCAAAUUUAGUAGAACAAGAAAAUAUGCAAGCGCUAGAUACAGAAUGGAGAGAUUUAAGAAAUGAUUCCAAGAUAAAAGCAGCUACAAACGAAGAUAUGGAAAAGUAUUGGCAGAGAAUUAUCACGACCGUGAAUCCUGCUGAUGGAAAUUUGCUGUAUCCACAACUAUCAAAAUUUAUUACGUCGUUGCUAAGUUUGCCACAUUCCAGUGCAGCUGUGGAAAGAAUUUUCUCAGCUAUCAAUAUUAUAAAAACGAAACAACGAAACCAGUUAUCUACUGAAACAAUAGAGGGUCUGCUAUAUACUAAACAAUUGUUAGGCAGCGCAGACUGUUUUGAUUUCGAAGUAAAUUCAUCAAUUAUAAAAAAAAAAAUGAACACGAAAGCAAUGUAUGAUUUUAAAUAG
This is a messenger RNA of Melitaea cinxia (Glanville fritillary), 1962 nucleotides long. RefSeq names its product SCAN domain-containing protein 3-like. The transcript has a single exon. The record is from RefSeq and is a predicted model, not a curated record. NCBI's taxonomy places the organism in Eukaryota, Metazoa, Arthropoda, Insecta, Lepidoptera, Nymphalidae. Gene Ontology annotation, molecular function: protein dimerization activity. The coding region runs from base 1 to 1962 and encodes 653 amino acids.